Messenger RNA from Pocillopora meandrina, 1039 nucleotides. Lineage: Eukaryota; Metazoa; Cnidaria; Anthozoa; Scleractinia; Pocilloporidae. The record is from the annotation of a GenBank genome assembly.
UUUAUUUUAUAUUCAAUAGCUAAAAACUGUGCUGAGCUGUACAAAUCCGGUCGAAGGAUCAGCGGUGUUUACACAAUCGACCCAGAUGGUUUAGGCGCCUUCAAUGUAUAUUGUGACCAUACAACAGCUGGUGGGGGAUGGACAGUGAUCCAGAAGAGAGUGGAUGGCUCCGUUGAUUUUAACCGCACCUGGAAUGAAUACAAACAUGGCUUCGGUAACUUGGUCGGUGAAUUUUGGCUCGGACUGGAUAAGAUAAACCGUCUCACAAGAAACAAGACAAAAAACAAGCUUCGAGUAGAUCUGGGAGUAAAAAAUGUGAAAACUGUUCACCCUGAGUAUAGCUGGUUUGGCAUUGGGAACGAGACAGCUGAGUACCAGCUGUACAUUGGCAAUUUUAUAAGUAAGUGACCCGUUUUCUUAGCAUUCAUUGUUCAAUUCUCAUAUAUUACUUCUCUCUCACCUAAAUCUUAAAAUCAAUUUUACUCCACUAUGUCAAAUAGCGGUUUUAUCAAAUGGCAAGGUACUCCUGAGGUAAACCUGAACGUUCUGAUUGGUUCUUACUCGGUCGGGAUUUUGGUCAGAGUGCCACAUAAUAAACUAUUUACUAAUCAUAUUUUUUCAAUUUUUUUAAAAUUCUUUUUAUUUCCCCUUUUUUUUCUCUUUUUUUGGCGGAAAAUGACAAAGUUAAAGCUAUGAUGGUAUUUUAAGAAUCCUAGAAUUACGCGAAUUUCUUUUGUUCUGUUUCAAAACAGAUGCCACUGUUUCCCAUGAUUCCCUAAGUCAUCACGGAGAUUCCGUUUUCGGUACCUGGGAUAGGGAUCCCGCUGGUUGUACUCAAAAAAGAGGUGGAGGCUGGUGGUAUGGCAACAGCAGCAAAUGUUUUGUUUUGUCAAAUCUCAAUGGUAUUUAUCCGCGUUGUGGAUAUAAAACCUGGGCCGGUAUUCACUGGGGAGGAUUAGUUCUUACCAGUGCCGCGAUCAGCGCUCCAACAUCAACUGAAAUGAAAAUUAGACCAGUGGAAUUUACGCGCGAGGCCUAA